AUGUCUGGGAAGAUCAUCAACACCACGGCGAGCCUGAUUUUGGAGGAUGGGACGCGGUUUACGGGCAGCCUUUUCGGAGCUAAAGUGUCCGUUUCUGGCGAAGUUGUGUUCCAAACGGGCAUGGUAGGCUACCCCGAAGCCCUGACUGACCCGUCAUAUCGCUGCCAGCUGCUUACCCUUACCUACCCGCUGGUGGGCAACUAUGGCGUGCCAUCAUCCGAAGAUGGAGCCUUUGGAUUGAGCAAGUGGUUCGAGUCUUCAAAAAUCCAUGCCGCCGCUCUCAUCAUUGGGGAGCUGUCGGAGAAUCCGAGUCACUGGAGCGCAGUCAAGUCCUUGGACCAGUGGCUCCAGGAGCAUGGAGUUCCUGGACUACAAGGUAUAGACACCCGCUGCCUGACUAAAAAGAUCCGCGAGAAAGGGACCAUGUUAGGGAAGCUGGUCCUGGAGGGAAUCCCUGAGGACAGCAUUCCCUUUGACAAUCCUGACAAGAGAAACCUGGUCCAGGAGGUGUCUAUGAAGGUACCGCAGAUAUUCAACCCCAACGGCAAUCUGCGGAUCACCGUGGUGGACUGUGGCAUCAAAUACAACCAAAUCCGCUGCCUGGCCAAGCGAGGGGCCCGCGUCAACGUUGUACCCUGGGAUCACCCGUUGGACAGCUCAGAAUUUGACGGUUUGUUCAUCAGCAACGGUCCCGGCGACCCGCUCCUCUGUCAGGCAACAAUCGACAACGUGCGGAGAGUUGUGGGUGUGGAUCACCCUAAGCCAGUUUUCGGAAUAUGCCUGGGACAUCAGCUGCUCUCCUUGGUCAUUGGAGCAAAGACAUACAAGAUGAAGUAUGGCAACCGUGGUCACAACCAGCCAUGCCUCCACAAGGGCACCGACCGUUGCUUCAUCACCAGUCAGAACCACGGCUUCGCGGUGGACCCCGACACUUUGCCGAGCGACUGGGACGUUCUCUUCACAAACGCCAACGACCACACCAAUGAGGGCAUCGUGCACAACACGCAGCCACUCUUCAGUGUCCAAUUCCAUCCCGAGCACAUGGCCGGCCCGACAGAUCUGGUCGGCUUGUUUGAUGUGUUUCUCGACACCGUCAGAGAUCACAAGGAGGGCAACGCUGGCAAAUCUGUGAAGCAGCGUCUGAUGGAUCAUCUCACCUACCUGGGCUCUCCCAAGCCUGAAGACAUGUCCCGACCGAGGAAGGUCCUCAUCCUGGGCUCUGGAGGGCUUUCCAUUGGACAGGCUGGCGAGUUUGACUACUCAGGCUCUCAGGCUAUUAAGGCUCUGAAGGAGGAGAACAUUCAGACAGUGCUGAUCAACCCCAACAUUGCUACGGUGCAGACUUCCAAGGGUCUGGCAGACAAGGUUUACUUCCUGCCAAUCACGCCAGCGUAUGUAACUCAGGUCAUCAAAAACGAGCGUCCAGACGGUGUCCUGCUGACGUUCGGCGGGCAGACGGCGCUCAACUGCGGUGUGGAACUGACCAAGCUGGGCGUGCUGGAGAAGUACAACGUGAAGGUUCUGGGCACACCAGUGUCCUCCAUCGAGAUGACCGAGGACAGGAAGAUCUUUGUGGAGAAGAUGGAGGAGAUCAAUGAGCACGUGGCGCCCAGCGAGGCGGCUUUAUCUGUAGAGCAGGCAGUGGCUGCCGCAGAACGCCUGGGCUACCCCGUGCUCGUGCGUUCGGCCUUCGCUUUGGGCGGCCUCGGAUCGGGCUUCGCCAACAACAGCGAGGAGCUGACGUCACUGGUCACGGCGGCUUUUGCGCACACCUCGCAAGUGCUGGUGGACAAGUCGUUGAAGGGUUGGAAGGAAAUUGAGUACGAGGUGGUGCGCGACGCCUACGACAACUGCGUCACUGUAUGUAACAUGGAGAACAUUGACCCACUGGGAAUCCACACCGGGGAGUCUAUCGUGGUGGCGCCUAGUCAGACGCUCAAUGACCACGAGUACAACAUGCUGAGAAACACCGCCAUCAAGGUCAUCCGCCAUCUUGGCAUUGUAGGAGAGUGCAACAUCCAGUAUGCGCUCAAUCCUGAAUCGGAACAGUACUACAUUAUCGAAGUGAACGCCCGCUUGUCCCGCAGCUCCGCCCUGGCCAGCAAGGCCACAGGUUAUCCUCUGGCGUACGUGGCAGCUAAACUGGGCCUUGGGAUCCCUCUACCGCAACUCAAAAAUUCCGUCACCAACUCAACCACAGCCAAUUUCGAGCCCAGUUUGGACUACUGCGUAGUAAAGGUGCCUCGCUGGGAUCUGAGCAAGUUCUUGAGGGUCUCCACUAAAAUCGGAAGCUCCAUGAAGAGCGUUGGUGAGGUCAUGGCUAUUGGCCGCAGCUUCGAGGAGGCCUUCCAGAAAGCUCUGAGGAUGGUGGACGAGAACUGCGUAGGGUUUGACCACACCAUCAAGCCUGUCUCUGAACAAGAGCUUCAGACGCCUACUGACAAGCGCAUAUUCGUUCUGGCUGCCGCGUUGCGCGCCGGCUACACUGUGGACCAACUGUAUGAGCUGACUAAGAUUGACCGCUGGUUCCUACACAAGAUGAAGAACAUUGCCGACCAUGAGCGACUACUAGAGAUGUACAACCAGGAUGAGAGCCUAAUGCCGCCCGAGGUGAUGCGCAAGGCCAAGCAGCUAGGCUUCUCCGACAAGCAAAUCGCGCUGGCUGUUCAGAGCACAGAGUUAGCAGUGAGAAAGCUGCGCCAAGAUUGGUCCAUCCUCCCUGUGGUCAAGCAGAUCGACACGGUGGCGGCGGAGUGGCCAGCCUUCACCAACUACCUGUACCUCACCUAUAACGCCGCCCAGCACGACCUGAGCUUCAGCGACCAGCACGUCAUGGUGAUCGGAUCGGGCGUGUACCGCAUCGGCAGUAGCGUGGAGUUUGACUGGUGCGCGGUCGGCUGCAUCACAGAGCUCCGGAAGAUGGGCUACAAGACUAUAAUGGUGAACUACAACCCCGAGACAGUCAGCACAGACUACGACAUGUGCAACCGGCUCUACUUUGAUGAAAUCUCCUUUGAGGUGGUGAUGGAUAUCUAUGAAAUGGAAAACCCAGAGGGCGUGAUUCUGUCUAUGGGAGGCCAGCUGCCCAACAACAUUGCCAUGUCACUGCACCGCCAGCAGUGCCGCAUCCUGGGAACCUCACCUGAAUUCAUCGACUCGGCGGAGAACAGGUUCAAGUUCUCCAGAAUGCUGGACACCAUCGGCAUCAGCCAGCCGCAGUGGAAAGAACUCUCUGAUACUGAGUCAGCGAUAAGGUUUUGCGAGAUGGUGGGCUACCCGUGCUUGGUCCGACCGUCCUACGUGCUGAGCGGAGCCGCCAUGAAUGUGGCUUACUGUGACGGCGACCUGGAAACGUACUUGAGCAAUGCCGUGGCUGUCUCCAAAGAGCAUCCCGUUGUCAUCUCUAAAUUCAUACAGGAGGCCAAGGAAAUAGACGUAGACGCGGUGGCGUGCGACGGCGUAGUGAUGGCUUUCGCCGUGUCCGAGCAUGUAGAGAACGCCGGCGUGCACUCGGGCGACGCCACGCUCGUGACCCCCCCUCAGGAUCUCAACCAGAAGACCAUCGAAAGGAUCAAGAUGAUCGUCCACGCCAUUGGGCAAGAACUGCAGGUCACAGGACCUUUCAACUUGCAGUUAAUUGCAAAGGAUGACCAGCUGAAGGUGAUUGAGUGCAAUGUCCGGGUCUCGCGCUCCUUCCCCUUCGUAUCGAAGACUCUGGGAGUGGACCUCGUCGCGCUGGCGACGCAAGUCAUCAUGGGCGAGGAAGUGGAGCCUGUUGGCCUGAUGAGGGGGAAGGGCAUCGUGGGUGUUAAGGUUCCUCAGUUUUCCUUUUCACGGCUGGCUGGCGCUGAUGUAGUGCUCGGCGUGGAAAUGACAAGUACCGGUGAAGUGGCAUGUUUUGGCGAAAACCGCUACGAGGCUUACCUCAAAGCCAUGCUUUCCACUGGUUUCAAAAUUCCCAAGAAGAACAUUCUUCUCUCCAUUGGCAGCUAUAAGAACAAGAGUGAGCUGCUGCCCACCGUCCAAGCUCUGGAGUCGCUAGGUUACGAUCUGUAUGCUAGUCUGGGCACUGCCGAUUUCUAUACUGAACAUGGCGUCAAGGUGAAGUCAGUGGACUGGCCAUUCGAGGAGGAAGACAGCACGUGUCCCACCAAGGAAAAGCAGCGCAGCAUCAUGAACUACUUGGAGGAGAACCACUUUGACCUGGUGGUGAACCUCUCUAUGAGGAACAGCGGGGGACGCCGUCUGUCCUCCUUCGUCACUAAGGGUUACCGCACCCGCCGCAUGGCCAUCGACUACUCGGUGCCGCUCAUUAUCGACAUCAAGUGUACUAAACUCUUUGUUCAGGCUCUUCGUCAGAUUGGUCCAAGCCCGCCAGUGAAGACUCACAUCGACAGCAUGACAUCACAGACGCUCGUCCGUCUGCCGGGUCUUAUCGACGUCCACGUUCACUUGCGGGAACCCGGCGCCACACACAAGGAGGACUUUUCAUCAGGCACGGCGGCCGCCCUGGCAGGCGGCGUGACCAUGGUGUGCGCCAUGCCCAACACCUCGCCUGCUGUCACGGACGCCACCUCUCUGGCACUUUUACAGAAGCUCGCCAAAGCCGGAUGCCGCUGCGACUACGCGCUCUACCUGGGCGCCGCCUCGGACAACGCGGCCGUCCUGCCGGCUUUCGCUAGUCAGGCUGUUGGCCUGAAGAUGUACCUGAACGAUACCUAUUCCACCCUGAAGAUGGACAACGUCUCGCUGUGGAUGGAGCACUUUGAGAAGUGGCCCAAACAUCUCCCCAUCGUGGCACACGCUGAGAAGCAGACGGUGGCCGCCAUCUUGAUGGUGGCUCAGCUCUACCAGCGGUCGGUGCACAUCUGUCACGUGGCUAAGAAGGAGGAGAUUGUGAUUAUCCGGGCCGCCAAGCAGAAGGGCAUCCAGGUGACGUGCGAGGUGGCGCCCCAUCACUUAUUCCUGUGCGAGGACGAUGUGGCGGAGAUCGGCAACGGGCGAGCGCAAGUGCGACCCAUGUUGGGUUCGCGGGAGGACAUGGAGGCGCUGUGGGAAAAUCUGGACAUUAUCGACUGCUUCGCCACAGACCACGCUCCUCAUUCCGCGGAGGAAAAGGACAGCGACCAUGCUCCUCCGGGCUACCCCGGCCUGGAGACCAUGCUGCCGCUGCUGCUCACCGCCGUUAGCGACGGACGCCUGACUUUAGACGACAUCAUCCGACGUCUUCACGACAACCCGCGCCGCAUUUUUAACCUGCCCGUGCAGGACAACACCUACGUGGAGGUGGACUUGGAGCAGGAGUGGCAGAUUCCAUCUGCCAUGCAGUUCACCAAGUCCAAGUGGACGCCAUUUCAAGGCAUGAAGGUGAAGGGUAAAGUUCGCCGUGUGGUCCUGCGAGGAGAGGUGGCCUACAUUGACGGGCAGGUCUUGGUGCCGCCAGGUUAUGGCGAGGAUGUGAAAACAUGGCCUGUAGCUUCCGUCCUUACGCCUGAAAGCCCAAUGGUAAGAAGUACAAAUCCAGUCUAACAAUUGGUUGACGUUGACGUGAGCGUCGCUUCUAUUUAUCAGACCCCCGAGCGUCCUCGCCCGACCCCUCCCCGCGACGGUCUCGUGCGCACCCGAGCCGCCAGUCCCCGCCGUUCGGCCGGAGACGGUCGCUACUUACAGCCCGCUCGGGUUCAUCGCUCGUCCGACCCGGGACUGCCCCCAGAGAUGGUCAUGCUGCCACCCUCGGGCGUGGCCGAAAGCUACAGCCACCCGCCUCCGCUGUCCAGGUUGUUGUCGCCCCAAGCCAUACCAGGCCAGGCACCUGUUGCACAGCAAACCCACCCACAUGUGUCUCCCUUGCUGCAGCACCUAGUGGGCCAGCAUAUCCUGUCUGUCAAACAAUUCAGCAAAGAGCAGAUGUCUCAUCUGUUCAACAUUGCACACACGUUACGUUUAAUGGUUAAGAAGGAAGUCAGUCUGGAUAUACUCAAGGGUAAAGUGAUGGCGUCUAUUUUCUACGAAGUGAGCACUCGUACCAGCAGUUCCUUCGCGGCGGCUAUGCAACGUCUAGGAGGCUCAGUGGUCCACUUCUCGGAGUCCACUUCGUCCACGCAGAAGGGCGAGUCCUUGGCCGACUCUGUGCAGACCAUGAGCGGCUACGCAGACGUGCUGGUGCUCCGACACCCUGAACCUGGCGCUGUGGAGAGAGCGUCUCGCCACUGCCGCAAGCCCGUAAUCAACGCUGGCGACGGCGUGGGUGAGCAUCCCACCCAGGCUCUUUUGGACGUUUUCACCAUCCGGGAGGAGCUCGGCACCGUCAACGGCAUGACGAUCACCAUGGUUGGAGACCUGAAGCAUGGACGCACUGUCCACUCGCUGGCAAAACUGCUGACUCAGUACCGCAUCACGCUGCGUUACGUGGCCCCCAAGAACCUCCACAUGCCGGCUGAGAUCAUCGACUAUGUGGCUUCCAAGGGCAUUAAACAGGAGGAAUUUGAGAACAUUGAGGAAGCGCUGCCCGACACUGACGUCCUCUACAUGACCAGAAUCCAGAAGGAGCGGUUUGCAUCCGAAGCAGAGUACAAGGCUUGUUUCGGCCAAUUCAUCCUCAGCCCUCACAUCAUGACCGCAGCUAAGAAGAAGAUGGUCGUCAUGCAUCCGAUGCCCCGAGUCAACGAAAUCAGUGCGGAAGUGGACACAGACCCGAGGGCCGCAUAUUUCCGCCAGGCCGAGAACGGCAUGUACAUCCGAAUGGCACUGCUGGCAACUGUGUUGGGACGAUAA
This is a messenger RNA of Nerophis lumbriciformis (worm pipefish), 6774 nucleotides long. Lineage: Eukaryota; Metazoa; Chordata; Actinopteri; Syngnathiformes; Syngnathidae. The record is from RefSeq and is a predicted model, not a curated record.